AUGCGCCACGUUACCACCUAUCACUCCUUCAUACCAAUAAGUCUACCUGACGCCCCACUCGAAGUUACUCCGUACCUAACAUCUUCAGUAGACUACUACAAAGUCCUCGAAAUCGACGUCAAAGCCUCGCAACAGCAAAUCCGCGAUGCCUACAAAAAAGCAGCACUAAAGCACCACCCAGACCGCGUGCCCUCGGACUCACCCGAGCGCGCAAGUCGCACAAAGCGCUUCCAGCAAAUCAACGACGCAUACUACACGCUCUCGGACACCACGCGCCGCCGCGACUACGACGCCGCACGCACAUACAACAGCUUCACAGGCACCACCGCAACGCCCGACCCGGAGUUUGACGAGGAGAUACCUCACGAUGCCAAUGCCAACGCGGGUGCCGGUACAGGAUUCGCCCAAGGCUUCCCCUGGUCCGCAUUCGGCUUUGGGUCCGCGCCAGCAGGCACAACGGAAGAAUCGCACAACCGCUUCUCCGAAGAGCAGUUCGGCGGCAUCUUUGAGGAGAUGCUGCGCGAAGAGGGUAUGGCGGAUGCAGAGGCCCAUCCUACAGGCAAGUUCUGGAGUUUAGUCGGCGGACUCAGUGGUGGCGCCAUGGGAUUCAUUGUUGCCAAUUUUCCCGGUAUGGUUGCCGGGGCUGUCGCGGGGAAUCGAUUGGGCGCGGUUAGGGAUGCUAAGGGGAAGAGUGUCUAUGCGGUCUUUCAGGAGAUGCCGCAGGCGGAUAAGGCGAGGCUGUUGAGUAGUCUUGCCGCUAAAGUGUUUGCUAAUGUGGUUUCUGCCUAA
Messenger RNA from Bipolaris oryzae ATCC 44560, 789 nucleotides. RefSeq lists its product as uncharacterized. The transcript is spliced from 4 exons. The record is from RefSeq and is a predicted model, not a curated record. Lineage: Eukaryota; Fungi; Ascomycota; Dothideomycetes; Pleosporales; Pleosporaceae. The coding region runs from base 1 to 789 and encodes 262 amino acids.